Messenger RNA from Stegastes partitus (bicolor damselfish), 4881 nucleotides. RefSeq names its product dnaJ homolog subfamily C member 16. The record is from RefSeq and is a predicted model, not a curated record. The transcript is spliced from 14 exons. Bases 472 to 2847 code for a protein of 791 amino acids. NCBI's taxonomy places the organism in Eukaryota, Metazoa, Chordata, Actinopteri, Pomacentridae.
GAGGAGCUGUGGGAUGCUGCUGCUGAACACACCCUUCACAUUUUGCUGUCGUUUCCACAUCAGCUUAAGCGGCGACGAGGAGCCGGAGAAGAGUAACGCUUCCCCCAAAUAUGUGGCGUAGUAGCGGCUGAGCGUCUUGCUUCAGGUGACUGUGAGCGUGGAGCUGUGGCGGUGAGACAGCUGUGGCCACCGCAGCAGCGCCACCAGCCCAGCAGAGAUAACACCGCGUUUAUCAUCAUCACCGUUAAUGCCACGGUCCCGGUCUGCUGCUCUGUGGUACCUAGCUUCUGCAGUUAGCAUGCUGUGAUGCCAUUUCCAGCAUAUGUAGCAUCCCUAGCUCACCACCGCCUCCCAUCACUGCAGGGCUAGCACCGCCACGGAGGGAGAAGCUGCCACAAAUCCAGCUUUACAGACGUCUGGAGGCCCUCACUGUGCCUUCAUGCGUGUUGUCAUGUGUUGAAGGUAGCUGUGAUGGCAGGGUCAAAGAUGUCUCUGCCGCUGGCUGCAGUGGUGCUCCUCUAUGUGCUGCUGGCAGGACCGACCCAUGCCGGGCCUGAGAUGGACCCAUACAAGAUCCUGGGAGUGACCAGGAGUGCGAGCCAGGCAGAGAUCAAGAAGGUCUACAAGCGUCUCGCGAAAGAGUGGCAUCCCGACAAAAACAAAAAUCCAGGCGCUGAAGACAUGUUCAUCAAGAUCACUAAAUCUUAUGAGAUCCUGUCCAGUGAGGACAAACGUGCCAACUUCGACCGUUACGGACAGACUGACGAUACACAGCCGUAUGGCAAUAACCGCUACGGCCAUCGCCAUGACAGCUUUUACUUCGACGAGUCCUUCUUCAACUUUCCCUUCAACAGCAAGAAUCACAGAGACUUUGCCGACAGCAAGUACACGCUGCACUUUAACCAGUAUGUCAACGACGUGGUGCCAGAGAGCUACAAGCGGCCGUACCUGAUAAAGAUCACCUCUGACUGGUGCUUCAGCUGCAUCCACAUCGAGCCUGUGUGGAAGGAGGUGGUGCAGGAGAUGGAGAGUCUAGGUGUUGGGAUCGGCGUGGUGGAUGUUGGCUAUGAGCGACGCUUAGCUAAUCACCUCGGCGCUCACCGCACCCCGUCAAUUCUUGGAGUCAUCAAUGGAAAAGUGACGUUUUUCCAUUAUGCUGUUGCGAAGGAGCACCUGAGACAGUUUGUAGAAGACCUUCUUCCUCAGAGACUGGUGGAGCGGGUGACUGACAAGAAUGACCUGCAGUUCUUGAACAGUUGGCACGAGCUCAACAAGCCGCAUGUUCUCCUGUUUGACCAAGUGCCUGCAGUUCCUCUGCUGUACAAACUGACAGCUUUUGCUUAUAAGGACUACUUGCAGUUUGGCUAUGUGGACCAGGGCCUUUCAGAGACUGCCAAUCUGCAGAAACAGUUUAAUAUUAACACGUAUGCUCCAACCAUGCUGGUCUUCAAAGAGAACAUUGACAAGCCGGCAGACAUUAUACAGGCUAAAGGAAUGAAGAAGCAAAUUAUUGAUGAGUUCAUGGCGAACAAUAAAUUUCUGCUCGCGCCGCGGCUGGUCAAUCAGAAGCUCUUUGACGAGCUGUGUCCUGUCAAACAGUUUCACAGACGUAGGAAAUAUUGUGUCCUGCUGAUCACAGGGGAUGAAGAGACCUUCUCGUUUGGGAACCAGGCGUUUCUUUCAUUUGCGUCCACCAACGCUAAGGAGGUUGUGAGGUUUGCCUAUGUGUAUCAACGACUGCAGCAGCCACUUUGUGAUAUCCUCAUGCAGAACAAGGACAGUGCACAAUCACCACCUCAGGUUGUGAUCCUUGAGCGGCGUAACGCUGCCGGGAAAGCGUUGUUCAAGCCCGUUACCGCCUGGAACGGCAGCGAGGAAGACAAGCAGCGUCUCCUGGAGGAGCUGGAGCGUCUUCAGAAGGACCCGUCCAUCCUCGUCCACGACGCCAUGCUGCCCGAACUCAACAACGAGUUUGCGUCUAUGUUUGUAAUCCGAUGGAUCUAUGCAUCUUAUGAUUACCUCUCUGAAGUCAUUGAUGAUAUUCUACAUAACAACUGGCGUGAGAUGAUGCCUCUUCUGUCCCUCAUCUUCUCUGCUCUGUUCAUCCUGUUUGGAACUGUGGUGAUCCAGGCGUUUAGCGAUUCAAGUGAAGACAAACAGACAAAACCAAAAGCAAAAGAUGGAACGAAAGCAGAAAAUGGCUCGUCGGGUUCUGGCGGUACUUCAAGUCGGCCUCCCAAGAAGAACUUUGUGGAGGUGACGGAGCUGACAGACAUCACCUACAUGAGCAACCUGGUGAAGCUGAGGCCUGGACACAUGAACAUAGUGCUGGUCCUCACCGACGCCUCCAAGAACAUCCUCCUCAGCAAGUUUGCCAAAGAGGUCUAUUCCUUUACAGGGAGCCUGACGCUGCAUUUCUCCUUCCUGAAUAUUGACAAGCACAGCGAGUGGAUGAGCACUCUGCUGGAGUACGCCCAGGACACCAUGCAGAUUGAUGCCGAUGAGGACGACGGGGGAAACCGCAAGAUAGACUACACCGGCUAUGUGCUGGCACUCAACGGCCACAAGAAGUACCUGUGUCUGUUUAAGCCCGUCUACACCGGGGAAGACGUUGACAGCAAGUCGUCUGAGGAUGAAGGGGGCACCUCAGGAGGCAGGUCCAGGUCCAGCUCCCGCGACGACCACCCACCACGCAAAUCCAAUCGAUCCCGCAGCAUAUCCACCCUGCAGAUCCACCACAAACUUGACCGCCUGGGGUUGUGGAUGGAAAGGCUGAUGGAGGGCACGUUGCCUCGUUACUACAUCCCAGCCUGGCCAGGACUGGACAAGAUCACCCCGGUUAAAUAGGAACAGGGGGAAGGACUUAGUGUUUAUCUACUGUCACAUUACAAUGGCUUCAUCCAUCAUGGACAUUAAGUUAUAGCUGCCUUUUUUUGCACUUAUUUCAUCGGCACAGAUGUGGUUUUAGUUGGGUCAGUUUUCCAAACGUGGCUGUAACCCAGCGACUGUGGGGCAGGUCCUUUAGCUUACCUCUUACGUUCAUGGCAUGCUGUUUCAAACUGCUGUUACUCAUUUUUUUAUUUAUGCUGCUGAAGAGCCUUGUGAAGAGAAGAAAAAUCACUGUGGCCGCCUGUACUCUCCUGCUUUUAUGGCCAUCAGUCAGACAGGAAGUAAACCUUUUUUAGUUUAUGAUCUGUACUUUGUAAGACGUGCUGCCAAACCGCAUUGGAACCCCAAAACAUGAGAUCCAAAAAGCCACCCUUGGACAGCAGAAUGAAACGACACGAGGAGAUUUUCGAUUAGAUGGGUUUGGAAACAGUGGUGCACGUUUUCAGACUCUCUUUCUGGGGAAGACGUUUGUCGUGUCGCCCUCAGCUGUGCGUAUGAUAGCGGUGAAACAAACUGCAUAAAGAGAGCCAGAGAGAGUGUUUGGCCUCUUUACAGCUGGCCCGUUUUGAUGAGAAACGGUUGUGAAUGCUGGAUUGUCAGUUUCAGAAAGCUGCAGAAACGGUCGACGGGGGGUUUCCGAAGCAACUCAAGGAUCCAACAAGCAGCUUGGACGGAUUCUAAAGCCUUCAUUGAUGAAUACUGUGAAUAGAGAUGCAUGGAAGUAACAUUAAAUGUCUUUGCCUUUUUUUGUGCAUCUCAACUCAGUUUAUUGUUAUAAACUGUCUCCUAAAUGCCGACUCUAUUGUGCGAUAUGGCAUCCUGUUGUUAUGACGAUGGCUUCCACCCUGGACCUGGAGGCCUGUGAGUUGCGAUUGAGAAAUGCUGAGGCGGCAUCUACUAAAGGUUAAAACUGUACCCGAUGCUCAUUCUGCUCCUGCCACCUCCGACGUGCAGCGGUACACUGCUCCCAGGGUUCACGCCACAUUUGAAACGCUCACUGGAAGUCUUGUUAUCUAAGUCGAGCACAAUCUGCAUCACGUGCUGAACCUCCUUCACUGUGUCAGAACGGCUUCAGCUUGACGUUCAUCUGAGCGAGAAGAAAGAAGUCCCUCUGGGUCUCCUGCCACAGUGAAGGUAGCUUGUGAUGAAUACUCUUCUUUAGGACAUUUCUGCAGAACUCUGACGUUGAACACUGUUGGCUCCCACACUGAGGGCUGCUUGUUGGUCUCAGGGUCACAGACUCAACCCUCAUCACUUGACAUAACGGUCGGGUCGGUUUCACACAGAGUUUGAAGUUUCCUCUCUCAGGACUUCCAGAGAACGUUGUAAAUGAGGCAGAGCGUUUGGAGCAGUGUUUAAAUCAGGUGUAGCUACGGGUGCAGUCUGGAAGCCUGUGGAUCACAACUCAUCGUCCGUGUUCUCCUGUCGUUGCAUUGAAAGAACAAUAUUUAGUUAGUUAAAUGGAAUCUGUUGGGGUUGUGUUUUAAAACGUACUUCACCAUAAACAGGAGUUCUUUCGUAGCUCGGGUCUGUUCAGAAACCUUGGUUAGCCAGUAGCUCUGUGUAGCACACAUCAUAAACAGGUCGUCCCAUCUCAUCUCCUGAAUGUUUUCCAACCGACCGGUUUGUCGUCUUGACUUUUGUUGCCACCCGACAGUGGAGCUCUGUGUAUGCUUGCUUGGUUAAUUAAUUAGUUUUAUUUAUCUUGAGCAUAAUAAUGCCACUGGUAUAAUUUAAUUGGUACUAAGUGAUGUAAAUAUUGCACAUAAUCAUGUUAUCUAUAGGACCUGUAAUUUGAAGAGUAUGUCUUUAGAAAGAUAAGGUAAUUGUUAUACAUUAUCGAAAAACUACUUUUUGUUUUUUCCUUUUUUUUUUUUUUUUCAUUGGUGUAAAAAUGCCGUCUGCUUCUGUAUGAUGUUUGAGUUGGUCUCCAGUAGUGCCGUUAUCUUCUUGUUGGUUGUAAUAAAACACUUUAUGUUUAUUAAUUACACA